Molecule: messenger RNA, 441 nt
Organism: Striga asiatica
Lineage: Eukaryota; Viridiplantae; Streptophyta; Magnoliopsida; Lamiales; Orobanchaceae
Source: the annotation of a GenBank genome assembly
AUGCUGACCGAAUAUAAUGGGGACUUCCUUGUAGGGUUUUUGGAACGGGUAAGGCUCGUUUUUCUUGGGGAGGAUGAUGAUGGGCCCGUAGAGCGUGGACCUGAGCCACGAGAUGUGGGCGUGCCAGAAAAGGGUUCCGCGUUGGCCCACUAUCGUGAAAUUGUAAACAUAGCUCUGCCCAGUUUGGAUCGGGCAUUGGGUUAUGUACGCAGGCCCAUCGGCCCAUCCACUGCGAAGCUGCCUAAUUCCGUGCCUGUCGGUAAUAUUGUUGGGGACAUAAUUGGUGACUUUUAUAAGCAAACGGUCGCCUUCUCGUGCAAUGAUGGGAGGUCCCGGGAAUUUACCGUUCACGGUGACUAUGCUCUUCGUGUGGCAAAGUCGAGUCACGUUUUGUGUCGUGAUCUGCAAGAAAUUAAAUGUACGACGAGACAUGAAAAUUAA